UCCAGCUCAAGUACUAGUGCAAUAGUUGUGAAAAAAUCAUUCCGAAAACAAACAAUUAAAAUCGAAAUGAGCAAAAAAGAGUUAUUUCGCUGCUAUAUUGGCUUAGUAACUGAGGACAGUAUUCCAUUUAAUGUCCUUAAUUCGGAAAAUAUGAGAAAGAUUAUUGACCCUAUUUGUCGUGGCUUAGAAGAAAAAUUUAAUAAAAAAUUUGUAUUGAACAGCAAUAACUGUAAAAGUGUCUUGAAAUUAGUUGCUGGCAAUAUUAAAGAACAUAUUAAAAAAGAGCUCAAGCAACGAUUGAUUUCCUUAAAAAUUGACAGUGCCACAAGAUUGUCUCGCAAUAUAUUUGCUGUUAGUGCACAAUUUAUAAAAAACAACGAAAUUAUAUCAACCAUUUUAGGAAUGGUGGAACUGAAAGGAGUGGCAUCAAGUUCAUCUCGUAAUUUGUCGACGGAAAUUGUGAACUUAUUGAGCAAAUACAAUGUAAAUCUCAAUCAAGUUGUAUCAAUUACAUCAGAUAAUGGUGCAAACAUGAUCAAAACGACAAAGAUUUUAUCGCACUGUAGCAUCGCCAACGAGCUGUACGAAGAAGUCGAGGCUGAGGAAGCAAAUGAUGUAUAUUUAAAAAAUAUCGAACUUUUCGAAGAUACAAUUGACAUUCAGUUGGGCGACAUUCAAAUUUGCCGUUGUGCUGCUCACACUGCUCAGCUCUGUGCACUGGAUGCUACUAAGGACUUGAACAUUAGAACUUAUUUGAUGAAUUGCAGAAACUUAGUCAAGUUCAUCAAAAAAAAUUCUAACGGCUAUCGUGAAAUUUUUGAACUAAAAAAGUUGACUCUACCACAACUCGAUUGUCCUACACGGUGGGGAUCGACAUAUAAUAUGGUAGAAAAAGUUUAUGCAGCCAAGGAAGUUUUGGACAACGUAGAGUCUGUACAAAAUAAAUCUUUAGAUGAGAAUUUUGAAUUAUGCGAUGAAUUUUGGGAGUUUGUGAAGAGUUAUUCUACUGUGUUUGAACCAUUACAACGAACAAUCAUAAAAUUUCAAGAAGAACAUCUGCAUUAUGGAAAUUUUUUUGCACAGUGGAUGAAGUGCAAUCUUAUAACCAAAAAAAUUGUAAAUGAUUUUGAUGAUAAAAGUUCUCUUGUAAUGUCAGAUACAAAUACAGUGCUUAAGCGUGUACUCGUACUGCCAGCGCUAAUGGCAAGUAAAAGAUAA
Teleopsis dalmanni is the source of this 1218-nucleotide messenger RNA. RefSeq lists its product as uncharacterized. The transcript is spliced from 2 exons. The record is from RefSeq and is a predicted model, not a curated record. The coding region runs from base 67 to 1218 and encodes 383 amino acids. NCBI's taxonomy places the organism in Eukaryota, Metazoa, Arthropoda, Insecta, Diptera, Diopsidae.